Molecule: messenger RNA, 1044 nt
Organism: Nerophis lumbriciformis (worm pipefish)
Lineage: Eukaryota; Metazoa; Chordata; Actinopteri; Syngnathiformes; Syngnathidae
Source: RefSeq, a predicted model, not a curated record
AUGGAUCUGGUCCACAGCUGGGGGGUCGAGCUGGUGUUGCACCUGCAGACCACAUACAGUAGCUAUGAAGGCCUGUUCAGUCUAGCUUCUACCGUGGCGGACCUGCACACCACCUACUUCUACUUCUUCCCCAUAUGGUUUCAUCUGCGGCGGGAGACAGGGCUCCGGCUCAUCUGGGUCGCUGUCAUCGGGGAUUGGAUCAAUCUGGUCCUCAAAUGGAUCCUUUUUGGAGAAAGGCCAUAUUGGUGGGUUCACGAGACAAACUUCUAUGGGGCAAGAGCAGCCCCUUUGUUGCAGCAGUUCCCGAUUACAUGUGAAACUGGACCAGGAAGUCCCUCAGGUCAUGCGAUGGGUGCCGCAGGGGUCUGGUAUGUGAUGGUGACAGCCAUACUUGCUAUGGCAAAGGACAGACAAUGUCCUCCAUCUCUGUACAAAGUUCUAAAUGUGGUUCUGUGGGUACUCAUGGGCUUGGUGGCCCUGGUGGUGUGCAUGUCCAGAGUCUACAUGGCUGCCCACUUCCCACAUCAAGUGAUCGCCGGGAUCAUCACAGGCACAUUGGUGGCCGAAGUCCUUUCAAAAGUAAAAUGGAUCUACAACGCCAACUUGAGGAUAUACACAUUGACCACAAUUCUCUUGACCACCUUUGCUGUGGGCUUCUACGUUUUGCUCAAAGCUCUGGGUGUGGACCUUCUGUGGACCCUGCAGAAGGCCCAGAGGUGGUGCGCCAGGGCCGAGUGGGUGCACAUGGACAGCACACCUUUCGCCAGCCUCCUACGGAACAUGGGUAGCCUGUUGGGCCUUGGGCUGGGCUUGCACUCACCGUCUUUGCAUGGCACCUCCAACGCUUUCAAAGCAGGCAGUAUAGUCAUCUCUCUAGCCCUACUUAGGCUCUUGGACUCGUGGACAUUUCCUUCUGAAAAUCUGGUAGCUUUCUACUGCUUGUCCUUUGGUAAGAGCACAGUUGCACUUUUAAUCCCUACCAUGUUGGUCCCGCGAGCUCUCUGCUGGAUGAACUUGAGAGGCAGAGGCAGUAAGAGCUUGUGA